AAUGGCAACAAUGAAAGCAAUGAUUUGUAAUGGAUAUGGUGAUGCAAAAGAUGUAUUUGAAUUGAAGACAAUAGCAAAACCAAUACCAAAAGAUAAUGAAAUAUUAGUGAAAAUACACGCAACUAUGGCAACUUCCGGUGAUUGUUUGUUUAAACCAAAAAAUCCAAUUUGGGGUUUGUGUUUUGCUGGUGAAAUUGAAAAGAUUGGAAAGAAUGUUGAAUUAUUCAAGGAAGGUGAUCAAGUGUUUGGAUCACCCGAAUCUGCUUUUGGAAUGUAUGCCCAAUAUAUUUGCCUACCGGAAACUGGUUGCGUUGUUGAGAAACCAAAAAAUUUAUCCUAUACAGAAUCUGUUGCAAUUCUUUUUGGAACAGAAACAGCUAUUCAAUUUUUAGAAGGAGCUAAAAUUGGAAAAGAUCAAAAAGUUCUUGUCUAUGGAGCAUCGGGAAGUGUUGGCAUAGCAACUGUUCAAAUGGCCAAGUACUAUGGAACAGUUGUUACAGGAGUUUGUAGUACUACAAAUCUUGAAAUGGUUAAAUCAAAUGGAGCUGAUUACAUAAUAGAUUACACUAAAAAUGACUUUAGAGGAAAUGGUAAAAAAUAUGAUAUUAUCUUUGAUACUGUUGGGAAAUUAUCAUAUUCCUCUUGUAAAGAUUCAUUAAAUCCAACAGGUUUCUACUUAAUGGCAUUAUUCUCAUUGACAGGUGUACUACACCAAUUAUGGCGUUAUUGGUGGUCAUAG
Dimorphilus gyrociliatus is the source of this 739-nucleotide messenger RNA. The record is from the annotation of a GenBank genome assembly. NCBI's taxonomy places the organism in Eukaryota, Metazoa, Annelida, Polychaeta, Dinophilidae.